Molecule: messenger RNA, 1416 nt
Organism: Gregarina niphandrodes
Lineage: Eukaryota; Apicomplexa; Conoidasida; Eugregarinorida; Gregarinidae
Product: putative transmembrane protein
Exons: 3
Coding region: 1-1416 (471 amino acids)
Source: RefSeq, a predicted model, not a curated record
AUGAACGGUACUUACCACAUUUUUGACGAACCGCACGAAUGUAGUGCCCGGUGCAAGGAGGAGCUCUUUGACGCACAGACCGUACAGUGUUUGUUCGGCGAACUGUUGGAGUCUGAAUGCACCUUUUACGCAAUCGUUACUAAACGAUUCCUUGAUUACAGCAACGGCUGCCGCGUCCGCGUCGAUCCUGUGGACGAUCCUGUGUUGAUGGACGAGUCCGUGCGGGUUAAAGCCAUGACGGACUCGCCCCAAGGCGCCGCACGGGAGGCACCUGUUGGGCAGGACGAGCCGGUUGUUCAGCCUCACCCACUCCCUCCGCCCAUUUUGCUGCAUCAGGACAACGUUUCGUUGACGAAUGAAGAUUCUGGAGGAACAGUGGCAUUGCCGCCGGGAAUGGCAUUGUCGACAGUGGACGCAGGAUCCUUGCCCCUGGCACAACAAGGGCUACAGCAAGCAGCUUUCGCGGCGCCGGAGUUUUCUGUACAGUCUCGAGGAAUACUAACCAGAGACUUCCAGGAGCCAGACGCGAAGCUCCCGUCAGACCCGAAGCUCCUGUCAGAUCCGAAGCUCCUGUCAGACGCGAAGCUCCUGUCAGCAUCGGUUCAAAUCCGGGGCGUCAAAUCUGUGAUCCAAACCCUACAGUACAUGUCAACGCCCUUCGUCAUGGAUCUAGGUAUUCAGGGACCACUGGUUGUUUCUGCUGUGGACAUUGAUAUAACGAAACAUGAGGAGAUGCAAUGCAUUUCUCGCUUGACUAUCUUGGCCUGUUUCGGCCAGAAUUGUACCUUGGAUGAUUGCGAGGAUUACCAGAAUUUAAUUGAUUAUUUCAAUUUACAGGAUAGUAUUAAACAGAAUAAUACAUUUUUGCUAAGACGAAGGGAAGAUCUGUAUCUUCGAAUUAGCGCCAGUGAGCAGUCGAAUGAGCCACUAUAUGUGGACAUCUCCCAGGAGUUCGAGCUGGAGGGCAAAGCAGGUUAUGCAUCAUUACAAAUUAAGCGCAACAUAAGUCCAAGAGUGAUUGUGUUGGGUAUAGAAUCUUCUACAGCCCAUUUUUGUUCGCAGAGUCGAUACGAUAUGAUCGAAGUCCAGCUGACAGGAACCAACAAAAAACGUUCCGAUUUCGGUCGUGUUAUGGAGAGUAUGGCACCUCACCUUGCGACCCCAGGAAGCUUGCUGCUCCUCCUCCUCCUGUGCUACCUGCACGGCAUCUUUUUUACCUUCGCCUAUGUGACUGUUAGAAAGGAUCGGAGGAUCGGAGUGUUAUUGAUUUUCGUUGCGCAUGAACAUGAUGUGGUGGCUAUGGGUUUUGUUACACUCAUCAGGCUCCUUAUGGACUACGGCCUCGUCGGCAACAUUGUCUUCGUCGUCGUCGUCGUCAUCGUCGUGGGUUUUGAAGGGAUCGCCAUCUGGAUGUGA